This is a messenger RNA of Cajanus cajan (pigeon pea), 1168 nucleotides long. RefSeq lists its product as uncharacterized. The record is from RefSeq and is a predicted model, not a curated record. Gene Ontology annotation, molecular function: RNA binding. Lineage: Eukaryota; Viridiplantae; Streptophyta; Magnoliopsida; Fabales; Fabaceae.
GGAGUGUGAAGGGUUUUAGUAUUUAGCAGCUUCACACACCUGAGAAGAGAACAGAACCUGAACCCCCACUGUGCUUUUCAAGGGUGGGUUUAGCAAUGGCUUUCUUAAAUAAAAUUGGAAGUCUGCUCAAGAAUUCUGCUGUCAAGCAUAUCAAUCAAGAUUUUUCUGUGUCUACUCCUUCAAUUUUCCAAGCAAUUAGAUCCAUGUCAUCUGCAAAGCUUUUUGUUGGAGGUAUUUCUUACAGCACUGAUGAUAUGAGUCUGCGAGAGGCUUUUGGCCGCUAUGGAGAAGUAAUUGACGCCAAAGUUAUUACGGAUCGCGAAACAGGCAGGUCAAGAGGUUUUGCCUUCAUAACUUAUGCAACCAGUGAGGAUGCAUCUUCUGCCAUUCAGGGCAUGGAUGGCCAGGAUCUUCAUGGGCGGAGGAUACGGGUGAAUUAUGCUACAGAAAGGUCACGACCAGGGUUUGGUGGUGGUGGCGGCGGCUAUGGUGGAGGUGGCUCUGGUGGCAGUGGCGGAUAUGGUGGCGGCGGCUAUGGCGGUGGUGGUGGCAGCUAUGGAAGAGGUGGCUAUGGAGGUAAUGACAGUAGGGGUGGAAGUUAUGGAAGUGGUGGUUAUGGUGUUACGAGCAGCUAUGGCAGUGGCAAUGCUGAAACUAGUUACACCGGUGGUGCUGAUGCUAGUAAUUACCAAUUCAAUGAAAAUUCUGGUGGGGAUCUUGACUCAGGUAGCGGCAAGUCUGGUUUGGGAUAUGAUGGUCAAUUUGGUAGCAACCAAAAUGACGGAACAGGCGCUGACAAUGAUGAAUUCAUUGAGCCACUUGAAGAAAAUGUGAAGGAGAACAAUGAUGACUAUGCUCAGACCCGGGGGUGAAAGAAUUUUCACCAUGAAAGAAAUUCCUUGCCUAGAGCAUUUAACCUGUGGGGUUGAUGAUAAAUGUGUUAACAAUUAUUUCAGAAGUUCAUUGUUUGGUUUGAACUUGAUAGUUUGUCAGCUCAUGGACUGAUGUAAAAUAAGAUUUUCUAGGAGUCGAACUUCAUUUAGAAUGAUUUUAUUUUUCAACCAUUUGACACCAGGAAUGAUGAGAACAAAUAUACAAAACUUAUAUGCAGACAAUAAUCUUAAGUGACAUGUUUUAAGAAUGAAAAGUAGGAAUUGAAAUUCCUUGA